Messenger RNA from Macrosteles quadrilineatus (aster leafhopper), 1233 nucleotides. RefSeq lists its product as uncharacterized. Bases 50 to 1174 code for a protein of 374 amino acids. Lineage: Eukaryota; Metazoa; Arthropoda; Insecta; Hemiptera; Cicadellidae. The transcript has 5 exons. The record is from RefSeq and is a predicted model, not a curated record.
CUUUUGACAGGAAAACUACGUACAUCCAGAGACAACUGCCUGGCUGCGAAUGGUUCAAUCCAUCUGUGCCAUGGAAGUAACACUGUGGUUUCUCGUGGUUUUCGGGUCAUCUCUGAUUCUCCAGAGCUCAGCUUUUGGAAAACGUUCCGGAUCGAGUGUCAAGGGCCACGUUCUGUUUUGUCCUCAAAAAUAUGAACUAUUUAAUGGUUUAUUGCAACACUAUACGAUGAAACCGGAGGAUAGUAUGAACGAUGUUCUAGCACGUAGAAAAAUGUCAUUCGAAGGCAACUUGGAUGUUGAGUGCGUAAAACAGAACGAUGAAGCUAAGGUGUUCGUAUACGCUCCAGAAGGAUACUUGGUUGAUAGAUUGAUGUUUGAGAGCAAAGAAGAUUGCAAAACAUUGAAGGACAACACACUUAUAGUUGGAAAGCUGAUACCGGCUAAGGCAAAUAACUAUGAUAUGUUAGACUUCCCUGUAACAUACACGUUGCUUGGAAAAGUACGUCGGUGUGUCAUAAGACCCUACACGCUUAUCAAAUUGCAGUACUACACCAAAUUAUAUAGAAGGGAGCCUCUACUGAUAGAUUGCGAAAAGAGAACUGAGAUUGGGACUGCAAAAAUUAACUAUAAGAAAGGAGAAAUGUUACCAACUGGAAACUACGAAAUCAUGGAAUUCAUCAAAGAUGCUGAUUUUGUCGGUGAACCUUCCUAUAUCACUUUAAAAGCUGAAUCAAACAUCAAGCUCAAGUGCCAACAAUACUCCAAAGAAGAAAGAAAAAAGGACGGAUGGACACACUUAACCCCGUUUGCAGUUGGAUAUAUAACUUAUGAGAACUUAAUCUUAGAAAGGUUAUUUCUAGACUCUUGUCCAGUUGGCGAAGUUGAAGGGAUGUACAUCAACCGCCUACCGCAAUCGCCUUUCUAUGAAAAAGAAUUUACACUUGUCUUCAAAACAACAAAAGGGCCCUGUUUUAAAAUAUCCAUUAGCUAUAUGUUUCAAGAGCUAUUUCAGGAUAAUGAGCAGUUAACAUAUGCAGUUAACAUUUACCGAGACAACCAUCGCGAAGUCAAUUGUCCAGAUGAUUGGAACAGUGACGCAGCCUUCAACGUGAAACCAACAGGGCGUAUGACUAAGUGGGUUCACUCAGUGGUUAAACUGGCUGGUGGUGACUAGUUUGUACCCAUUGAUUUCCCUCUGAAUCAUCUGAAUUUAUUGAUUAAUUUAUUAUCUGA